Dipodomys spectabilis (banner-tailed kangaroo rat) is the source of this 897-nucleotide messenger RNA. Its product is annotated as ephrin type-B receptor 1-like. Gene Ontology annotation, biological process: protein phosphorylation; axon guidance; cell surface receptor protein tyrosine kinase signaling pathway. The transcript is spliced from 3 exons. The annotation marks the transcript as partial. The record is from RefSeq and is a predicted model, not a curated record. Gene Ontology annotation, cellular component: neuron projection; membrane. Gene Ontology annotation, molecular function: protein binding; transmembrane-ephrin receptor activity; ATP binding. NCBI's taxonomy places the organism in Eukaryota, Metazoa, Chordata, Mammalia, Rodentia, Heteromyidae.
UAAUGGACACCAGGACAGCCACUGCGGAGCUGGGCUGGACGGCCAAUCCUGCUUCAGGGUGGGAAGAAGUCAGCGGCUACGACGAGAACCUGAACACGAUUCGGACCUACCAGGUGUGUAACGUGUUCGAGCCCAACCAGAACAACUGGCUGCUCACCACCUUCAUCCACCGGCGGGGGGCGCACCGCAUCUACACGGAGAUGCGCUUCACCGUGCGGGACUGCAGCAGCCUCCCCAACGUCCCCGGCUCCUGCAAGGAGACCUUCAACCUCUACUACUACGAGACCGACUCGGUCAUCGCCACCAAGAAGUCGGCCUUCUGGUCCGAAGCUCCCUACCUCAAAGUGGACACCAUCGCGGCCGACGAGAGCUUCUCCCAGGUGGACUUCGGGGGAAGGCUGAUGAAGGUCAACACCGAGGUCCGGAGCUUCGGGCCCCUCACGCGGAACGGCUUUUACCUCGCCUUCCAGGAUUACGGAGCCUGCAUGUCUCUCCUCUCGGUCCGCGUCUUCUUCAAGAAGUGCCCCAGCAUCGUGCAGAAUUUCGCCGUGUUCCCCGAGACCAUGACGGGGUCCGAGAGCACGUCCCUGGUGAUCGCGCCGGGCACCUGCAUUCCCAACGCGGAGGAAGUGGACUUGCCCAUCAAACUCUACUGCAACGGGGACGGGGAGUGGAUGGUGCCCAUCGGACGCUGCACCUGCAAGCCCGGCUACCAACCCGAGAACAGCGUGGCCUGCAAAGCCUGUCCUGCCGGAACCUUCAAGGCCAGCCAGGAGGCCGAGGGCUGCUCCCACUGCCCGUCCAACAGCCGUUCCCCCUCAGAGGCCUCUCCCAUCUGCACCUGCCGGACCGGCUACUACCGAGCGGAUUUCGACCCCCCCGAAGUGGCUUGCACCA